AUGAGAAAAGAUGGAUUUAGCACUGUAUACAAAGCAAGGUUGUUAGAAGAUAGAUCACAUCGUUAUGAUAUAUGUGAGUCGCUAAGUUUUGUUACUCUCAAGACUAUAAAUCUAAAAGAAUUUGUAAAUCAUAUUGAGAAAUAUUUAACGUUAAGUGUAUAUGGGUUGACUCUGAACCCUGAAAUAAACGAAUAUAUGAUAGAUGGAUUUAGCACUGUAUACAAAGCAAGGCUGUUGGAUGAUAGAUCAUAUUAUUAUUAUGAUAAUGAUAUACAUGAGUCGCUAAGUUUUGUUACUUUCAAGCCUAUAAAUCUAAACGAAUUUGUAAAUCAUAUUGAGAAACAUUUAACGUUAAGUGUAUAUAUGGGUUGA
Dentiscutata erythropus is the source of this 372-nucleotide messenger RNA. The record is from the annotation of a GenBank genome assembly. Lineage: Eukaryota; Fungi; Glomeromycota; Glomeromycetes; Diversisporales; Gigasporaceae.